GUCGGGAAUUUGUUUGAAAGUGUGAUAAAUAAAUAUUUUUGCAGCAAUUUUUUAUAAAAUACAUUUAAAAUGGGUAAACGGCAACAUCAAAAGGAUAAGAUGUACUUAACGUACACGGAGUGGUCCGAACUUUAUGGCGGCAAGAAAGUCGAGUCUGCAGAAAAUGAGCAUAUCAAAUUCAAGCGCCUCCCCUUUGAUCAUUGUUGCAUUACAAUGGUACCGUUCGAUACUCCCUACUGUGAUGUUGAUGGCAAUGUUUUUAGUUUGGAGGCAAUACAUGCAUUUAUCAAAACAUUCAAGGUAAAUCCAAUCACCGGCAAAUCACAAGAUGCAAAAAUUUUGAUAAAGCUGAAUUUUCACAAAAAUGCCGAAGGAGAAUAUCAUUGUCCAGCUCUAUUCAAACCAUUUACCAAAAAUACACACAUUGUUGCACUUGCCACAACCGGCAAUGUGUACUCGUGGGAAGCUAUUGAACAGCUGAAUAUUAAAACGAAAAAUUGGAAAGAUCUCAUCGACGACUCACCAUUUCAACGCAAAGAUAUUAUUACUAUACAAGAUCCGCAUCACUUGGAAAAGUUUGACAUCUCACGAUUUCAUCAUAUACGAAAAAAUCUGCGUGUGCUCUCUGAGGAGGAGCAAUUGGAACGCAAAGAUCCCACGAAACGUAUAAAAACAAUGAACUUGGAAACUAAAGAAACACUAGCAGAACUGGAGAAAGACUAUCAACCACCGGAAGAGACGCCAAGCAGUUCCAAGCGUACCGCCGACAAAUUCAAUGCUGCUCAUUAUUCUACAGGCGCAGUGGCUGCAAGUUUCACAUCAACUGCGAUGGAGCCUGUUUAUAAUCACGAAGCGGCUAUAAUCGAAGAUGAUUUAGUUAAAUAUGAGCGUGUAAAGAAGAAAGGUUACGUCCGACUGCAAACUAAUUGUGGACCACUAAAUUUUGAAUUGUAUUGUGAUGCUGUGCCACGCGCUUGUGAUAACUUCAUGCGACAUUGUAGUGACGGUUAUUACAAUAACACCAAAUUCCAUCGUUCCAUACGAAAUUUUAUGAUACAAGGUGGUGAUCCAACAGGAACUGGCACAGGCGGUACAUCGAUUUGGGGUAAAAAGUUCGAUGACGAAUUUAAACCCAAUCUCUCUCACUCAGGUCGAGGCAUGCUCUCAAUGGCGAACUCCGGACCAAAUACAAAUGGAUCACAGUUCUUUAUAACAUAUCGUUCUUGCAAGCAUUUAGAUGGGAAACACACAGUUUUUGGGAAAUUAGUUGGUGGCAUGGAUACAUUAACGCAAAUGGAGAAAAUUGAAGUGGAUAAUAAGGAUCGUCCAAUUGAGGAUAUAGUCAUUGAAUCUGUGCAAGUUUUUGUUGAUCCAUUCAAAGAGGCUCUAGAAGAAUUGGAAAAAGAGCGUGCCGCGGAAAUAGAAAAACAAAUACAAACCGCUGCAGAUGUUAAGAAGCAGAAACGUUUAAAUGAACCACUGAAAGUUUAUCGACAGGGAGUUGGCAAAUAUUUGAACUUAAUGGAGGCAAAAGCCAGUGGUGCAGACAAUAGUGCGAAACACGAUGCCACAAAAAAGAAACAAAAAUCUGUAGGUAAAGGAACCUUCGGGGAUUUUUCUACAUGGUAGAUUUAGAUUUAUUCAUACAAACGUAUAGAUUACAUACUUAUAUAAAUGACAAGUUAAAAA
Molecule: messenger RNA, 1689 nt
Organism: Bactrocera tryoni
Lineage: Eukaryota; Metazoa; Arthropoda; Insecta; Diptera; Tephritidae
Product: RING-type E3 ubiquitin-protein ligase PPIL2
Exons: 4
Coding region: 70-1629 (519 amino acids)
Biological process (GO): protein folding; protein peptidyl-prolyl isomerization; protein polyubiquitination
Cellular component (GO): catalytic step 2 spliceosome
Molecular function (GO): peptidyl-prolyl cis-trans isomerase activity; ubiquitin-ubiquitin ligase activity
Source: RefSeq, a predicted model, not a curated record